AUGGAGCCGUUGGCUUUCCCCCGGCGCCCCGGCCCGGCUCCCUCGGCCGCCCCCGCCCUGACCGCCGAGCUUGCCCGGCCCCUGACAGACGGGCUCAUCAAGUCGCCCAAGCCCCAGAUGAAGAAGCAGGCGGUGAAGCGGCACCACCACAAGCACAACCUGCGCCACCGCUACGAGUUCCUCGAGACCCUGGGCAAGGGCACCUACGGGAAGGUGAAGAAGGCGCGGGAGAGCUCGGGGCGCUUGGUGGCCAUCAAGUCCAUCCGGAAAGACAAAAUCAAAGAUGAGCAAGACCUGAUGCACAUUCGGCGAGAGAUUGAGAUCAUGUCGUCACUCAACCACCCCCACAUCAUUGCCAUCCAUGAAGUGUUUGAGAAUGGCAGCAAGAUUGUGAUCGUCAUGGAGUACGCCAGCCGGGGCGACCUGUACGACUACGUCAGCGAGCGGCAGCGGCUCAGCGAGCACGAGGCCCGCCAUUUCUUCCGACAGAUCGUCUCGGCCGUGCACUACUGCCACCAGAAUGGGGUUGUCCACCGGGAUCUCAAGUUGGAGAACAUCCUCUUAGAUGCCAAUGGAAAUAUUAAGAUCGCGGACUUCGGGCUCUCCAACCUCUACCACCAUGGCAAGUUCCUGCAGACGUUCUGUGGGAGCCCCCUGUACGCCUCGCCCGAGAUUGUCAACGGGAAGCCCUACACGGGCCCGGAGGUGGACAGCUGGUCCUUGGGUGUCCUUCUAUACAUCCUGGUGCACGGCACCAUGCCCUUUGACGGGCAGGACCAUAAGACGCUGGUGAGACAGAUCAGCAACGGGUCCUACCGGGAGCCGCCUAAACCCUCCGAUGCCUGUGGUCUGAUCCGGUGGCUAUUAAUGGUGAACCCCACCCGCCGAGCCACCCUGGAGGAUGUGGCCAGUCACUGGUGGGUCAACUGGGGCUACGCCACCCGUGUGGGGGAGCAGGAAGCUCUGCACGACGGAGGGCGCCCUGGCAGCGACUCUGGCCGGGCCUCCAUGGCUGACUGGCUCCGGCGGUCCUCCCGCCCUCUCCUGGAGAACGGGGCCAAGGUCUGCAGCUUCUUCAAGCAGCAUGCACCCGGUGGCGGCGGCGGCGGCGGCAGCAGCAGCAUUGCCCCAGGCCUGGAGCGCCAGCAUUCACUGAAGAAGUCCCGUAAGGAGAACGACAUGGCCCAGUCUCUCCAGGGGGACCUGGCGGACGACCCCUCCGUUCGCCCUGCCAGGGGCAACCUCAAGCUGCCCAAGGGCAUUCUCAAGAAGAAGGCACUGCCCUCUUUGGAAGCGGCGAGGGAAGACCCUGAGCCCAGCCCAGGCCCCGCAGACCCAGGACAGGCUGGCCCCCUGCUCCCCAGGAAGGGCAUCCUCAAGAAGUCACGGCAGCGGGAAUCUGGCUACUACUCCUCUCCUGAGCCCAGUGAGUCUGGGGAGCUCCUGGAUGCAGGGGACGUGUUUGUGGGUGGGGGCUCUGAGGAGCAGAAGCCCCCCCAAACCUCAGGGCUGCCCCUCCAUCGCAAAGGCAUCCUCAAACACAAUGGCAAGUUCUCCUGCACGGCCCUGGAGCUUCCAACCCCCACCGCCUUCGGCUCCUUGGACGAACUGGCCUCCCCUCACCCUCUGGCCCGGGCCAGCCGCCCCUCAGGGGCUAUGAGUGAGGACAGCAUCUUGUCCUCUGAGUCAUUCGACCAGCUGGACUUGCCUGAACGGCUCCCCGAGCCCCUGCUGCGGGGCUGUGUGUCUGUGGACAACCUCAUGGGGCUUGAGGAGCCCUCCGCAGAGGGCCCUGGAAGCAGGGGCCUGAGGCGCUGGUGGCAGGACCCCCUGGGGGAUAGCUGCUUUUCCCUGACGGACUGCCAGGAGGUGACAGAGGCCUACCGACAGGCACUGGGGGUCUGCUCCAAGCUCAGCUGAGGGUGGGGGGGGGGGAGGGUGGGCACUGCCCGGCCCUGGGCAGGUUCUAAAAUGCAGCUGGCUGCACCCCGAGGGGACACUGCCACGUCCCCCACUCCCAACACUAGCCUCCUGGCCAGGAAGGCUGAGGUGGUUUGCAGUUGAGCCCUAGGGAGGGCUAGAUGGGAAGUGGGCAAGUAAAGCACAUCGAGGGAGGGUUCAGGUCUUCAGCCCUGGGGAACAGAGAAGACAGUAGAGGGGAAGCUAGCAGAGAGCGAGGAGAGGAAGGCGUGGGGCCAGUCCAGGUGGCCCCCUUCCUGUUCACACCAUAGGGCCACAGGCGUCAGGAAAGAGCACUCUCAGAGCCUGUCUCUUUUCUUGCACUGAGUAAGUUUUGUGCAUGGUGACUUCCUGCCAAGGUGGGGAUGGAAACUCUCCCCAUACAGGUCCCAUCCCCACCUGCCACUAAAACUGGAAUGUGGCACCCCCUCAUGUGCCCGGGGUGUCCUGGGAAUGGUCUCCUAGGGGGUACCCAUCCUGAUUUAUCUCCGCGGUAAGAGAACACAACCUCUAUCUCCUCAAAGGUUCUCUCCCCUUUCCCACCCUCCAAACCUGGCCCAAGCCUCCAGGAGUCGGAGUUGCUGCUAGGAAUCUAGAAGACUUGAAAGGGCUCAGGCUGCUGCUAUUAGAUUUCAUCUCACGGGGCCCAGAUUCCCCUGGACCCCACCUUGGACCUCGAAGACUCUAAACAUCUCUGGCCUCCAAGCUGCUCCUGCUACUGAGAAUGGAUGUGUU
This is a messenger RNA of Callorhinus ursinus (northern fur seal), 2694 nucleotides long. It is a transcript of the gene NUAK2, whose product is annotated as NUAK family kinase 2. The record is from RefSeq and is a predicted model, not a curated record. Gene Ontology annotation, biological process: protein phosphorylation; intracellular signal transduction; microtubule cytoskeleton organization. NCBI's taxonomy places the organism in Eukaryota, Metazoa, Chordata, Mammalia, Carnivora, Otariidae. Gene Ontology annotation, molecular function: ATP binding; tau-protein kinase activity. Gene Ontology annotation, cellular component: cytoplasm.